CUCCUCCCACCUCCCACCAGAACGCAACCUUCUCUAUUUCCGCACGCUCCUUUGCAGCCAUAAACGCAGCAAUGGCGGAUGCUACCUCUGGUGGUGUCACGGCAGAUCUGCUGAAGAGCAAACUGACUGCCCAGUUGGAGGCACAGCAUGUUGAGAUUGAAGAUUUGUCAGGAGGCUGCGGCCAGGCGUUCCAGGCAAUUAUUGUUUCCCCACAGUUCGAGAAGAAGACUAUGCUUGCUCGUCACCGGUUGGUGAAUUCAGCUCUGAAGGCGGAGAUUGCGGCUAUUCACGCUUGGACUCCGAAGUGCUAUACUCCCGAGCAGUGGCAGGCGCUGCAGCAAGGUUCUUCCUAAGGAGAUUUGUUUAUUACGAUGGAUGCGCCCGGCAUCGGUUACAGCUGGGCAUUGAUAUAUCCCGGGUAUUGAUUGGCAUGCGGGUUAAAAGCAUGCAGGCAGGCGUUGGAAGGUUGAUUCAUGUACAUUUGUUGUAUAAUCUGGCAACGAUAUAUAUAUCAUUGUGCGAGGAUUGUAAAAGAUAAGAAAGAUUAGCAUUUUAUACCCAUAGAUAAUGGACACUGGAU
Molecule: messenger RNA, 580 nt
Organism: Aspergillus ochraceoroseus IBT 24754
Lineage: Eukaryota; Fungi; Ascomycota; Eurotiomycetes; Eurotiales; Aspergillaceae
Product: BolA family protein
Exons: 2
Coding region: 72-353 (93 amino acids)
Biological process (GO): intracellular iron ion homeostasis
Cellular component (GO): cytosol; nucleus
Molecular function (GO): 2 iron, 2 sulfur cluster binding
Source: RefSeq, a predicted model, not a curated record